AGCCGUUCGGGAUCAAACGUCCUUCCGCUCGCCGUCCCGCGGCAACCAUGGGGUCGCAGGAGCCGUGCCGUCGGCUGGAGGCGGUGCUCGGUGCCCUGUACGACCUGGGUGAGGAGUCCGGUGUCCGGGAUGGUGCGAAGGACGGGGAGGUGAGCGCAGGGGCAGCAGCGGCAGAGGAGAAGAGCCGAGGGCCACAGCCGGCUGCGGGCAGUGGCGGCGGGGUGGCGGGCGGGCGGCGCGGGGCCCGAGACUUCUUCGGAGAGCUGCGGGCCGAGCUGGACGCUGCCCCUGCCCCUACCCCGCUGCCCUCAGCCACGCCGCCGGCCGUGGAGGUCGUCGUGUUCCGCGGGAGGAAGAGGAAAGGGCGGCCUAACCCCUCGGCAGCACCCACCGAGGGUGCCAAGACCAAAAUAGUGGAUGAAGGAAAAAAGGCAAAUGAACAAGAAUUUAACUUUGAAAAAGCUCGUUUGGAAGUGCACAAGUUUGGAAUCACUGGCUACAAGAAGCAGGAACAACGUAUAUGGGAACAGGAGCGUGCUAUCAUGCUGGGAGCCAAGCCCCCUAAAAAGGAACAUGUGAACUACAAGACAUACCAAGAGAAAAUGAAAGAGAAAAAAACAGUGAAGGAUGAUGAUAAAAGGAAGGAACAUAAAGGUGAUUCUCUUAAGAAGAAGAAGAAAGAACAGAAGGAGAGGAAAUUCAAAAGGAAGAAAUCAGUGCCUAGCAUUUGGCCUGCAGGACAAGUUGGAAAAUUCAGAGAUGGAACCUUGAUUCUACAAAGCAAUGACAUCAAGAAAAUUAAAUCAUCUAAAGUUAUCAAAUGAACUUGUGGUACAGUGAAACGGACAAUAUA
Molecule: messenger RNA, 853 nt
Organism: Dryobates pubescens (Downy woodpecker)
Lineage: Eukaryota; Metazoa; Chordata; Aves; Piciformes; Picidae
Gene: FSAF1
Product: chromosome 6 C1orf131 homolog
Exons: 7
Coding region: 48-824 (258 amino acids)
Source: RefSeq, a predicted model, not a curated record